Molecule: messenger RNA, 5952 nt
Organism: Anarrhichthys ocellatus (wolf-eel)
Lineage: Eukaryota; Metazoa; Chordata; Actinopteri; Perciformes; Anarhichadidae
Gene: klhl24a
Product: kelch-like family member 24a
Exons: 8
Coding region: 1066-2868 (600 amino acids)
Molecular function (GO): protein binding
Source: RefSeq, a predicted model, not a curated record
UUCUGUCUAUAACAAAGGAUGUUGUUAGUGAGUUUGUGAGAUCUGAGUUUAUCAUUAUUUCUUGCUUUCCUGUUGAAUUUUGUCACAAUGUUGAGUUAAGCAACUGUUAAGCUGGUGUUUAUGUUAGUAUGUUGUCAAGGGCUAACGGUCGGCACGAGGAAGUCUCCUUUGUCUAAUUAGCCGAAACUACAGUGUUUCCUCUCCUUUCAGUGACCUGGCACCACAUAGCACACAUAUAUCUUACAUGAUUGUCUGUAAUUAAUACUUAAAUACUGGGAUGUUAUGCCAAUUCAUGUUUUUUUUUAAAUUUUAACUAAAUAACAGUACACAGCACAAUCAAAUCUGCUUUUUUUGUUUUAUUGGUAUUCUUUUUAUAUUUAAUUUCACUCCUCAGUGGGUAUUAGUCACAAUGUAAAUGCCUCUGCAUCAGACACCUCUGGCUAAACCUGUCCUCUGCUCUAAGUUACAUGACUUCAAGGAGGCGCUGCUGCAGGCAAAUAACGCACAAUAGGUUUGAGUCUGAGCCACAGUUAAAAAUAACCUGAGAUAAAUGACCUCACAGGAGGAAAAGCCAGACCUGACAUUUUUAACACAGACAGUAUGACCAUAGAUAAAACAGUUCUAUGUUUAAUAUGAUAUCUUCGUGUUUUAAUGUGUCUUAAUACACACACAGUCUUUGUUGAUGUGAACAAAGUAUACCUCACAGGGAACUUGUUUGCCUUAAAUACACAAAUGUCGUCAGACUGCGGCUUUAAAUAAAACAAAGAAUAUGACUCAAGGUCACUGACUUUGCACUCGUUGUUCAAACAAAGAUUAUGUGCUGUCUGAUAUCCCUUUCCUCGCUCUGUUUCAAAACAACCUGACUACAGAUGUGUACGGUUGGCAUCAAACUCUCUCCCGGCUGUGUCUCUUUAUCGUCUUCCAUCUCGUGCAUUGCAAUGUGCUGCAGGGCACAACCGUUUGGCAGCAGUGAUGAGCAGAUUUCAUUCCUUCAAGCUGUGUGGCUUUGUGGCUUUGCUCUGUCAUCUUGAAGUUUAGAGAAGGUCUACGUUGAAGGUGGCAGCCAUGGUGUUGAUUCUGGGCAGAAGGAUGAUCAGGGAGGAGUCUGGGAUCAGAGACUCGCCGGCUGUCAAACGCAAGGUGUUUGAGGUUGACUCCAAAACGUUAGCCAGCCAGGACGUUUUGGACUUCUGUUCCGGCUCAUCCCACUCAGAUGGCAUCCUGCAGGUCUUCAAUGAGUUCCGCGACUGCCGCCUGUUCACCGAUGUGGUCAUCAGUGUGCAGGGCCGUGAGUUCCCCUGCCAUCGCGCCGUGCUUUCGGCCUGCUCCUCCUACUUCAGAGCCAUGUUCUGCAACGAUCACCGCGAGAGCCGCGAGAUGCUCGUCGAGAUCAACGGCAUCCUGGCCGAGGCGAUGGAGUCCUUCCUCUCCUACGUCUACACCGGCCGCGCCAAGAUCACCACAGACAACGUCCAGUUCCUCUUCGAGACCUCCAGCCUCUUCCAGAUCUACACGCUGCGCGACGCCUGCGCCAAGUUCCUGGAGGACCAGCUGGACCCUUGCAACUGCCUGGGCAUCCAGCACUUCGCAGACGCCCACGCCCUGAAGCAACUGGCUAGCCGCUGCCGCACUUACGCCCUGGCCAACUUCUCCGAGGUGGCUCAGCACGAAGAGUUCCUCACUCUACGCAAAGAGGAGCUAGAAGAGUACACCGGCAGCGAUGAGCUGUCCAUCGGCAAGGAGGAGGUGGUGUUCGAGGCGGUGAUGAGAUGGGUGUACCACAGUGUGGAGCAAAGGAAGCCCAUGCUGAAGGCCCUGCUACACAAUGUGCGCCUGCCCCUUUUGCACCCCAACUACUUUGUCCAGACGGUGGAGGGAGACCAGCUCAUCCAGAAUGCUCCAGAGUGCUACCAGCUUCUCCACGAGGCGAGGCGCUACCACGUGCUCGGAAAUGAAAUGAUGUCACCCAGAACUCGUCCACGCAGUUCGACUGGCUACUCUGAGGUGAUCGUGGUGGUGGGGGGUUGCGAGAGGGUGGGGGGCUUCAACCUGCCCUACACUGAAUGCUAUGAACCCGUCACAGGAGAGUGGAAGUCACUGGCCAAACUACCCGAGUUCACCAAGUCAGAGUAUGCUGUCUGCGCCCUCCGCAAUGAUAUUCUGGUGUCAGGUGGCCGUAUCAACAGCAGGGACGUGUGGAUGUAUAACUCCCAGCUCAACCUGUGGAUCAGAGUGGCUUCUCUUAACAAAGGCCGCUGGAGACACAAGAUGGGCGUCCUUCUGGGGAAGGUCUACGCGGUUGGUGGCUAUGAUGGGCAGAGCCGCCUGAGCAGUGUGGAGUGCUAUGACUCCUUCUCUAACCGCUGGAAAGAGGUGGCUCCCAUGAAAGAGGCGGUCAGCUCUCCGGCCGUGGCCAGCUGUGCUGGCAAGCUCUUUGUCAUAGGAGGAGGGCCUGAUGACGACACCUGUUCAGACAAGGUCCAGUGCUAUGACCCAGAGACGAAUACUUGGUUGCUGCGGGCCAACAUCCCCAUCGCCAAGCGCUGUAUCACAGCAGUGUCCCUCAACAACAUGGUCUAUGUGUGCGGUGGUCUCACCAAGUCCAUAUUCUGCUACGACCCCGCAGAGGACUACUGGAUACAUGUGGUUCACACCUUUAGCAAACAGGAGAGCUGUGGCAUGUCGGUGUGCAACGGCAAGAUCUUCAUUCUUGGCGGCAGAGGGGAAAAUGGCGACGCAACAGACACCAUCCUGUGCUACGACCCGUCAUCAGGCAUCAUCACCGGAGUGGCAGCCAUGCCGCGGCCGAUCUCCUACCAUGGCUGUGUAACCAUCCACCGCUACAAUGACAAAUACCACAAGAUCUGACCAUAAACAAGCACACACACACACACACACACACACACACACACACUGAAGAACUUUAACUUUCUUUGAAACUUAAGCUCUUCACCCAUGCACAACACAAACACAACUACACACGUCUUUAUAACAGGCACAUUAUGUUGCUCAGUCCACAGUAGCUGAGCUAAUUUAUUUUCUCACAGCAUCGCGUAGCAAUACUCAUUGUGGUGCUGUGAAUCAUUUGCUGUUGUGUAACAUAGUUAUUGCCCUUCCGUGGAAAUGUGGUUGGUGACGCUAAUGGCUUGUCUGUAACCUGAGCUCAGGUGAAGUCGGAUCGAAAUGGCAGAUGUGGCUUUGCAUUAGCAGUAACUGCACAAGGUUGGGAACUUAUGGAUCAUAUAUGACAGAAGUAAAGAAACUGAUUGUGAUAAUGGGAAAAUAAAUUAAUGAUAGAAAAUGUUAUGGGAGAUUGGAUUAACAUUAGGAUCACGGAUCUGUGGUGACAAUAUUAUAAACUCAUGGUUCACUUACUUAGCUUUUCACAGAGCUUUCAACCCAUCCCAUUAAGCUUACUGAAAGAAACCAAUGUAAAUGGUUUAUGAAAAGCUAAUUAUAAAAAAGUAUUUUUACACAAAUGAAAAAACACUAAAGUUUCUAAAUGACAGUUAAUUGUUUGUUUCCCUAACUGCAUAUUAUAUGGAUUUAAUACUACCUGGCAGAGCUAAAACUCUUAAUAACAUUAUUGAGUUUUAAUAAUACAUUUUAUUAUGAUAGUGAUUACAAGCAGGUAAUCAGUUUAAGUGUACUUGUGCUUUUAUUACUGUGCAAAGUGACCUCACCCUUAGAUCUAAGUUGCUGAUGAGCUGAAAUAUGAACAAGAACAAUGCCAUAGGACAAAAAAAAUGUAAACAAAAAACACAUGAGCCAAGAAUGAACUGCCAACAGAAGAAAAAUGGUAUGACUCUUAUUUUUUACUGACAGAUGAGUGGCCAGGUGAGAUAUCUAACCUUAAACCCAAUGCACUCCAUGCCGAUAUUUACAUACAGCACUUGUAGAGAACAUUAAAAAAGUACUGUCCUCCGUUUUUUAAACUCUUUUCCUUAACACUAAAAAUGACCUGAUAAAAAUGUGGUAAACAGUCAGCCAGCUGUUCUCCCACAGUAUCAGUGGUUCUACGUUGCUCUCACCCGUUGACAUUGAGCAGGGUUAAGAGAAGAGAUUAAGAGCGGAGGCCGUACCAAAAUAUUGGAAUAUAGCCACUUUUUGCUUUGCCCUCGUUUCCUCCUCAUAUCACCUAGUUCCACUUCCCGUAUGCGUUUCCCUUUUUCAUCCUCCAGCUGUGUCAUCACCUCACAUUUCCAUGUCUCCUUUUAAGCUUUAUUUUGGCUCCACUUAAUUAUUAUUAUUACACUCAUUUUUCAUUACUGUCAUUUUGUUUUUAAGUUAUACUUGUUUGUCCUUUUUUUUUACAAUUGGAUGUUUACUGUAUUAUAAGUAGCUUUAGUGUGUCUAUUUCAUAUCGAUGUUGGAUCAUUGGUGUACUGGGCUUGUGGGCGGUUUUGCAGACAUGAGAAGCUUUUUGUAGAUCAAACUCAAAGACUGCUCUGAAUAAGUGGUGUGCAUGUUGUAGUAUGUGUGUGUGUGUGACUUUCACGACUCUUGUCUGGAUGUGUCAGCGCCAAGGAGGUUCAUCAAGGAGUUCUAGAGUGAGCAUUGCACGACUGGUAACUUUUGUUUACCCAAGUUUUCACUCUGAUGGUGGCACCGCUCACCUGUGCACUUACAAGAUGUAUCUCGGGGUGACCAUAGAUACCUCCAGAUGUGCAUGUGUGUGUUUACUGGUCAGCUCAGGUGGUGUGUGUAGCACUUCUACACCUCUGACAAAGGGAGUAAAGAGUUCUGAAUGACAAGGAUUUUGGAUGAUGUGGCUCAUGGUCAGUAAAAGUCACAUUUUACUACAGUAGGCGUUGAUAGACUCGAGAUAUUGCUGUGAAUAUAACUUUUAAUAUGUUUUCUUUGUUUUAACUUGUAUUUAAAUGUAUCUCUUUCUUGGUUGCAUAUUGAGUUUUUCUAUAACUGAGAGCCCCAAUUGUGCGCUUUGACAGAAUCGCAUUAAAUUUAUAAUUAUAUUACGAGAAGUUUUUUUUUGUUGUUGCUUUUUUACUGUAUCAGUAAAUGUUCUUUGCUUUCAUGUGACGUAUGGAAGAGACAGUAAAAGGGCCUGUCAGCUCCUCCUGUUGGCCACUACCUGCUAUGGCUUUGAUAUUCUAACAAAAACUGCUUCCUUCUGUCUGUCUGUCACAAUGACAAAAGCAGGCGGGGGUAUUUCGGCUUACACCAUCCCCCAGGCGUUUUCUCUGAAGGAUGAGUUCUUGGUCAGGACUUCAACAGGACUACAGGCUGUAAAGAAAACAUCCUAAGCCCCACUCAGGGUUAACUCAGGAGGCCAAAAAGAGGAGGCUGAGGGGCAAGAAUGUGGUAAAGCAAAAGAGUUAGAGGGAGUUAGAUAAAUAGCGAGAGAGAGAAUUUGAGUGUGUGUGCGUCUGUGAUUUCACUGAGUAUUUACACAUAACAACACGUUAUGUUGAUUUUAAGAUUUUCAUUAUUCGUGAUGUAGAAGCAUUCAUACAAUGUUUGCUUUGAUAAGAUUAUUGUUUUUGCUAUUGAUUUUUUUUCUUUGCUUUUGACUGGUGUGGUGAGUUGUGAGAGCCUUUGCAAUUUCACCUGACAUGAUCUGAAUUAAACCCUGAAGAGCUCAGCAUUAAAAGAUGAUUGAUGGAUUUUGAUGUGAAUGCAGAUAAAAGCCAAAGUGGAUUAGAUUCAAUCCCAAGAUUUUGCAUGCAAAAAUACCCCAUAACAUUAACUAAUGUGUUGCAGAAUGCUGCCCGAUGUGCCUUGAUAAAAGAAUGACGAGUGGGGAAUUAAAUUGUACCAUUUUUAUAUAAACCUUUCUUAUCGUAUGUAUGUUGUGAUAUUUUAACACUACUUUCUCCUCGGACGCUCUUUGUCUAACUGCGAGAAAGCUUCGGAUUUUUGUAAACUGCAGGAUGUGGAAAUGUGGUUGACUUUUGUAAGAGAAACAUCAAUAAAGUUUUCUUUCCAUCCUUA